AUGACCGAAGAGGUUAAAGAAAUUAAAGAACACAUUAGUGAAGUUAAAAUUGAGAGUGAUUAUGACAAGAAACGUCGCGAAGCUCUUGCUCAAAUUGAUAAUGCCAAAUUUGGGUGGUUUCAUAUUAGAACUUGCUGCGUAGCGGGUGUGGGCUUCUUUACCGACGCCUAUGAUAUUUUCGCUAUCAACCUCGUAGCCGUUAUGUUGGGUUAUGUAUAUUAUGGAAAAAGUUCUCUUCCGACUGAUGUCGAUUUAGCAAUAAAGGUUGCAACACCUGUAGGCACGUUCAUAGGCCAAUUCGGGUUUGGUUUAUUAGCUGAUCUUGUGGGCCGUAAAAAGAUGUAUGGCAUAGAGUUGAUGAUCAUCAUCUUUUCUACAUUGGCUCUUUGCCUUAUUUCCAAUGCAUACGUUUACGAUCCUACUGCAUCAACUGCUACUAAUCAAGUAUUCAAAUCGAACUCCCAAGUCGUUUCAAUUCAAGGUCUUAUGACUUUCUUGCGUGUUUUGUUGGGUAUUGGUAUUGGUGGUGACUACCCAUUAUCUGCAG
Molecule: messenger RNA, 547 nt
Organism: Racocetra persica
Lineage: Eukaryota; Fungi; Glomeromycota; Glomeromycetes; Diversisporales; Gigasporaceae
Source: the annotation of a GenBank genome assembly